GCAGGUUUGAAAAAUGGCGCGCGGCUAACGUCAUUGUUGUGAUUCACGUGUAAAACACUUAAAAUGAGUCAGGAGGAGACUUUGGUCAAAUACACGGCAAUUUACAGGUGCUCGGAUGACAUCACCAACUUGAAAAUAAGAGUGAAGUUGCGCCAAGUGGGGGAUUUAACUGGCGAGGAUUCGGACGGUUGGGAGCAGAAAGACUUCGCCUGGCAACAGAAAUGCUUCAGCAAGUCAGAAAGGGAGUACUACAAGGACGAAAAAAACUGUAUCACAGAUCUGGAGAAAAAGUACCAUUCGGACGUCGGGGAAUCACACACUGAGGCGCAUUUUGACCUGUUUUCGUACACCAAUGACGACGAUUUUGCCCUCAAACAGGAAGUUAAUGACAAUUUCCGCGAAAAUUGCGACGAAAAUGGCCAGGGGUACGACUACGGCCAGUCACUUGUGGCAGCAGUGCGAAAUCCCAUUGGUCAUAAUUACGAGUUUGAGGUCAUGUACAUCAUGGCGGACCUCGGCGAAUACAUCGAUUCGACUUGGCUCAAGCAGGAACAAGUCCUGUGUGUCGUUAAAUACGACCGGAAGUACAAAAUAUUAUCAAUUAACCCCGACUUUACCAAAUCCCAGCCGUAUUUAAUCCGACUUGAAGGCGCCACAAUUCGCAAAUAUCACUAUUUCCUUGAGAACGUUUCGGCCCAAAUGCCUGAGGAAGCCCACCGUCGCGAAAAAGAAUUAAUCCGAAAAAUAAAUGGCCACAAAACCGAGCUUUUGAAAUGUUUGAGUUUCAAACUUCCCGCCAAAAACAAACUGGCCGUUCAUUUGUUCAUGGAACUCGCGUGGGCGCAAUAUUUCGAGUAUGGACCAAUCUACGUCCAGUAUUUCAUCGACUUGCCGUCGGAUUGGUCCCCGACUGACCAAUCGCAACUGCAGGGCGUGACGCAAACGUGUCACGUGACUGGCGAUGAGGGUUUGGCCCAUUUCGGGCACGUUUUCGACGUUACGUUAGAGUACAAUAUCGAGGAUUUGGGCAAAAGGGGAAUCCCCAAGUGCCCUUAUAUCUACUUUGAGGUUAUUUCGAAGGACACUUGGAGUCGGUAUAGGACUGAAGGGCUGACUUAUAAGGCCUUGCCCGUUGCCAAGCCGGGGAAUUACCGGUUUAACCUACAAUGUUUCCGGUUAAUCCCCGACCGGAUUUCCGGUCAGUUACGCCGGUUUUUUAUUGGCGAUUGUUCAAGCUAUGGUGACUUGACUUGGGUGGGAUUACCGAAACAUUACGAUGGGUCUGUUUUAAAUAAAUAUGGGACUAACACGGUUGGUACCGGUCUGAUCAGCGUGACCGUUCACGUCGUCCAUCAAAGCCAGGCGUUUCUGGACAAAUACAGAGAAAAUUCCGAGGAAAAUUUGGAAAUUUUCGAAAAAUUGAACUCGUCAAGUUUGGUCAAAAGCGUGGAGCAAGUGCUCCAAGCGUUCAAAAGGGCCCGAAAAAACAUGAUUGCGGCCCGGAAAUUUUUAUAAUUGUUGUUUUAUUUUGAGAAUCAAUAAACGUGGCAACGCCGCA
Tribolium castaneum (red flour beetle) is the source of this 1558-nucleotide messenger RNA. It is a transcript of the gene Mks1, whose product is annotated as Meckel syndrome, type 1. The transcript has 5 exons. Lineage: Eukaryota; Metazoa; Arthropoda; Insecta; Coleoptera; Tenebrionidae. The record is from RefSeq and is a predicted model, not a curated record. Bases 64 to 1515 code for a protein of 483 amino acids. Gene Ontology annotation, biological process: cilium assembly. Gene Ontology annotation, cellular component: MKS complex.